AUGGGACGCCCAGCCGCCUCACGCCCACACGCCCAUCUGCCCCUCUGCCCAUGCCCAUGCCCGGCCCUCCAGCUCCAGCCCGCGACAAACACCACCACCACCACCACCUCCCAGCCGCCUCAGGGGCGCCAGGCCAGCCAGCCAGCCAGAGCCCGGCCAGACUGGCGACGGCGGCGGGCGGCGAGUCAGCAGAGGCGCCGAAGAAUUUCUCGAAGCCCAGCUCAGACCACAGUGCGCAGCCGGGCGGGCACGGGCGUGGGCAGUGGGCAGUGGGCAAUGGGUCAGGCUGCUGGAGCAUCCAUGGGCUCCAGUGAUGAGAUCAUUGGCGCUGCAUGCCCACCCGGCCUGUACCUACUGUGCCUGUCCAAGUACGCACCACACAUCCCACCAUCCGCCGACAUGCUACAUACUGUGCCAUCACAUUGCCGCCCGUCUUGUGCGCUGCUGCAACCGGCCCGCCACCAACGUCCAAAAAAGGGCGGUGUAUGGGCCUGUAUGGCCCUCGACGGCCCUCGCUGCGACACUGCACGCCGGCCGGUCACGCGGCGACGCGCAUCCGACCUGCGUCGCUCACUCAGUCGCGAUGCCAUGCACAUUGCUACCCUACUCCUCUACUUACACGACGACGAUCCCGGUUGCCGUCAGCACUCCAACUGCAAACGCACGAGUCGCGCCGCUCGGCUGGUCGACGACGACGGCGGCGACGACGACGACGACGACGACGCAGCGCGUUUCGUGUCCCUCAGAUCGCGGCCUGGCUCCCUGUCUGCGCCGCCUUCAUUUGCUGCCCCAGCUACCCAUCGCACCCACAUCCCUGCUCCCUCUCAGCCUGCCCUUUGGCCAUUGCCAUCUCUGCCUUUUUUUGUCCUGACUUACUCUAGAGCCCUAUUAGCUGGAUGUGUCUACAUGGUACAAUCCGUCAUUGCCCCUCGGCCGCCAUCAAAUCAGCCCUGGCAUUUGCUCCCAUUUUUGCAAACCCCCACCGUCAGCUGA
Bipolaris maydis ATCC 48331 is the source of this 993-nucleotide messenger RNA. NCBI's taxonomy places the organism in Eukaryota, Fungi, Ascomycota, Dothideomycetes, Pleosporales, Pleosporaceae. The record is from RefSeq and is a predicted model, not a curated record.